Chilo suppressalis (striped riceborer) is the source of this 3488-nucleotide messenger RNA. The record is from the annotation of a GenBank genome assembly. NCBI's taxonomy places the organism in Eukaryota, Metazoa, Arthropoda, Insecta, Lepidoptera, Crambidae.
CUUACUUUAUAUUUUGGGAGUGAAAAAGUGAGACUGCUGUUAAGUUAACAAAUAGCAAACACGAUCAAGUUGGUUGUUGUUUUUGCCUGUUUGCUUUGCUUCUUGUUAAACCCGCUACGUGAUUAAAAAGUUAUGUUUCAGUUUGAUACACGGGCUACAAUCUUCGAACAUUUUUUUUCGUCGUUCGACUCUAUGGCUUACAUGUAGAUUUUGACACUUCUUCACCCCUCUGUCGCACUCCCCACCCCCUUUGAUACCGUACACUGUAAUGACAAGUGAGUGACACUAUGGAUCAGUUCAGUUCAAGUGUCGAUCGAGUGAAGUUUUGCGUUGAUUAAUUUCCGUAGCUUAUCCUCUCAAUAUCUUAACUGUAACAGUUUUCUAAAACCCAGAACCAGAACAAUGUUUAAUACAUGCAGUGUUAUGGGUUGUGAGAGUAGACGAAGGGACGUUGCAUUUUAUAAAAUACCCAAAUCUGAGACAGGACUCCUUUGGUUAAAGUGCUUGAAGUUGAAACAUUUACAAAAUUUCAAUUCUGUACAACUUGAUAAGUGCUUUGUGUGUGCCAAACACUUUGAAAAGCGGUGGGAUAUACUGUACUUCCAGGGCCCAAAAGUAAAAACUUCACAGUUUUGUUGGUUGUAAUUUCGCAUUUUUGUUGUUAAAAAGGUUUCUGUUAACCACAUUAUUAAAAAAAAUGUCACACUUAUGCACGGGUAGUUUUUUAGAAAAAAAAUAUUGAAAAUUUUUACUUUUCUUAUCAAGUGGUGAUACUUCACACUAGGUUAGGUUAGGUUAGUGUUGUGACCAUAACGCGCGAGCCGAGCGAGCAAAGCGAGCGUGCCGCGGCAGCGGCCGGCGAAGCGCCAGAAAAAAAAAUCUAUUAAAAAGACCUUUUCUACAAAAAAAAACAAGUAUCACCUUUUGGGCCCUGGAAGUACAGUUUUACCAAGCGGUGCUUUACAAGUUCACAACUAAGAUCUCGGUUGCAUCAAAGUGCCAUCCCAACAUUGUUCACGGAGAGUGAGAUUAAUAAUGCAGUUCCUGAUGAAACCGGGAAUGUGAGCUAUGCGGCUGCAGAACUUAUCGAUCAUGACUAUUCAAGAAAAAGGAAGCAUCAAGAUCAUUCUUACUGUAAAGUUGAAAUUGUGAAGAAACAGAAGCAGUCACAAACUGUAUUUGUGCCUACUGCUAGUACUUCCAUGUACGAACCACAAUCUUGUGAGAAUCUAUCAACCACAGUAUCCAUGCCCUGUCCAACUACUUCCACGCACAAAGUACAAUAUUAUGAAAAUCAACCAACUUCAGGUACCAUAGAAGCAAAAACACCUAAACGAAAGUAUAUUGUUCAUAAAGCAAAAACUCUUUCACCAAAAUGUGCCAAUCUCUACAAGGAGUUCACCAGGGCUCGUAGACAAUUAAAUUUCAGCCGCAGAGCUAGACAAGCAAUGAAAUUUUCAAAAAAAGAAUCUUUUGAAAAAUUAACUCAGAAUAUGAAUCCUGUUACCAAGAAACUUAUGUGGUUGCAAGUAAGGCAGUACACUAAGUCUUCAAGAGGCCGUCGCUUUACCCAGGAGGAAAAAUUAAUAGGGCUGUCGAUAAUGAAGCAAAGCCCGAAGUGCUACAAAUUUUUGCAAAAGAUUUUCAUUUUGCCCUCAAAACACACUAUUAAUAAAAUGAUCUCCAACUUAAAAGUCGAACCAGGGCUAAAUCCUCAAAUAUUUGAAGCUGUGAAGAAAGAGGUUGCAACUUGGGAAGAGAAAAGAAAAUUUUGCUCUAUACUGUUUGAUGAGGUGGCUUUAGACUCAGGGGUCAAUUAUAAUAGAUACAAGGAUGUCAUUAAUGGCUUUGUCCAUUUAAAUGAAAGAAUUAAUGAAUAUGCAGAUCAUGCCCUGGUCUUUAUGUUGAGAGGUGCUGUUCACAAAUGGCAGCAACCUAUCACAUUUUUCUUUUGUAAAGGAGCAACUUCAUCAUACCAACUGAAGAAAAUUAUGAAAGAUUUAGUGACAGCAGUGUCAAAUGCAGGGCUAAUACCAUUAGCUCUCAUAUGUGACCAGGGCACAUCUUUCGUGGCCUCUCUGAAAAGCCUGCAAGAGGAAACAAAGAGAGAACAAAGCAUUUGUAAUGAAAUAACUGAUUGCAAUCAUGCUCAAAUUAGAUUACUGCACAAAUUGAACGACGAGCAUGUGAUUCCAGAAAAAAUUAAAAAGAUGAAGGUCAAAAACUGUGUCAGAGUUUUAAGUAAAACAGUGGCAGCAACUUUAGCCUACACUGCUCAGUUUUCUCACUACGCUGAUGGAAGAGAGGUCAGCUCAACUUUGAAAAACACUGCAGAUACAGUUUCCUUUUUCGAUGACCUCUUUGACUCAGUAAACGGCGCAAGUCUUUUCAAUAAUAAAGCUAAAGGCAAAUUACUACGACGUGCAGUGACAACAACAUCACAACAUCAUUGCUUCUGGAAGCAAGCCAUCACAAGACUAAAAAAUAUCAGAUUUGUUGAUAAAAAUGGAAAAGAAACAUCUGUGCCUUCAUUGAAAAAUUGGCUAACUACACUCCAAAGUUUUCAAAGAUUGUGGAUUUUUUUCAACUUAAGGGAUUAAAUAUUAUGCGCCCCCGCUACUUUAAUUCCGAUCCCAUUGAAAAUUUUUUCGGUCAAGUGCGGGCGUAUAAUUUUAGAAAUAACGAUCCAAAUUGCCACACCUUCACCAAUACAUUUAGGUCGCUAUUAGUAACAAGGUUUAUUAAAUUUCAUUCCGAAUCUUUUAAUUGUGAAGAGGAUUCAGGUGAACAGUUAUUAAAUUUACAAAGUCUGUUUGAACCAAUACAAGAAGAUACAGGCUCUUCGUGCACAACUAGUGCAAAUAAUCUUGUACUCCACGAUGAGUCUUCUUGUGUUGGUUCAGAUGGGCAUGAAACUAAUAUAUCACCUGAGUCCUCUAAUAGGGUUUUAUUAUCCGCUCUACAAGAACGUCUCAACGUCCACUCACGUGCUUAUACGACAGGGUGGGUCAUAAGAAAAAUAUUAAAUAAAAUAGAAUGCAUUGAUUGUAAAAACGACUUAACAUCAAAAGAAUCUAAUGUAGAUAAACAUGCGUUAAACAAUUGGAUUUCCAUAAGAGAAUAUAAAAGUAUCAAAACAAAGAAAUUGACCUACCCAUCAGAGCAAGCAGUGAGGUUAUUUAGUUUAAUAAAUGAGGAAACAAACAUAUACUUGGAAGAUCAGCCUCAAAACUAUAAUUUAAUAAAAACGCUGAAAUCAAACAUUCGCUCCAAGUUUAUGUUUGAUUUUCUUAAGUGCGCUGUUCACAAGCAUGCGGUACUAGAUCUCUUUUUAGAAUUUACUUUAAUAUUAACUAUCCAUAAUUGGUGUAGCAUUAUUAAUAAAAUCUUAAAAGGCACAGAUGUACAUCGCCUACAAAAUAAAACGUUGCCUGUUAUGCAAUUAAAAGCCUUGAAUAAAUAUAAAACAAAAUUGAAAAAUAAAAAAA